Molecule: messenger RNA, 5829 nt
Organism: Mizuhopecten yessoensis (Yesso scallop)
Lineage: Eukaryota; Metazoa; Mollusca; Bivalvia; Pectinida; Pectinidae
Product: laccase-like
Exons: 3
Coding region: 525-2303 (592 amino acids)
Biological process (GO): iron ion transport
Cellular component (GO): plasma membrane
Molecular function (GO): oxidoreductase activity; copper ion binding
Source: RefSeq, a predicted model, not a curated record
CUAGCAGGAUUGUUCGAUGAGUCUGGAGUGAGGAAAUCCAUAGUGGUUGUGGGAGAAUAAAUGUUCUUGUUAUGUCAGAAAAAAAUUGUGCGGAGUACUACUUGGUUAAAUUCGAAAUCGAGAUUUACUUAGGUCCGGAGAGAGAUCAGUAGUAUGACGGACAGUGAUGACUAGGGGGUCAACAGUAUCUGAAUACACAAUAUUUUCAUAUCUGGAUAUGAUUAUGAAUGAAUUAAGGCAGUCAAGUGAAAACCGUGAAAUUGAAUGAGGAUGAAAAUUAUACAAUUUCUGGUACUGGCAAUCAAUUAUUUUGUCGUUAACUAGCUCUUCAACAGAUUUGCCAUGCACCCUUUACAUGUUUGCUGGGAAUCGACGGACUGGAACUUACACCCCUCCAGCCACUUGCAGUACACACGUGACCCACGCUUCGUUUCACAUUCAGCACAUGGCAUGCAUUGGAUCCUUUCGUAAGAGUAAACUUAGUGGUAAACGACUGUACCGAGCUGUACUGACUACUACGGAAGAUGGGAUUUAUCAUUUUCACCAUUGCAGUCCUAUUGACAUUUGCCUUACCCAGCUCUGAAUAUGAAUGUGACAAGUCCGCCACGCUGUGUGAGACCACGCUGGUGAUCCAACAUAGGCUAACCAUGAUGCACCCUACCGAACAACAAGUCUUUCCAGCCAAUGGUAAACUAUACAAAUAUGACGACCUGACACAAGCUACAGAAAUACCAGUGGAUGAAGUAAUGACUGCCGAUGGUUGGGAGGAUAACAGACUGGUUGUUGUAGCAAACGAAAGUCUCCCAGGUCCUCCAAUUAUAGUGUAUGAGGGACAAAGACUUAAAGUUCACGUCGUCAACAAAAUGACGUCGGAUACUGUGACUAUACACUGGCACGGUAUUCCUCAAAGACGACGCCCUUGGAUGGACGGUGUUCCUUUUUUGACACAAUGUCCAAUCUUGUCUGGACAGACGUUCACAUAUGACUUCAUUGCUGAACCUAAAGGAACGUACUGGUACCAUUCCCAUGUCGGUGAUCAGCGAGCUAAAGGGAUGAAUGGUGCAUUCAUCAUUAGAGAGAGAACAUCAGCAAUCAGGGAACAGAUUAUGACGGUACAAGACUGGAACCAUAACUGGGGAGCCGAUAUGGAUCACCAAAAAUUGCUGCUUGGAACUUUUGUGAAUCGUGUACCAGAACCACUGAGGCAAUCUGUAGACGGGGGUCUUUUUGACCCAUUCUAUGUUACUUCCGUUCUAAUCAAUGGUAGAAGCCGUUAUUACAACAAGUCCGGUCAACAUAAUGGUGCUCCUUUGUCAGUUGUCCAUGUGGAAAAAGGAAUGGACUACAGGUUUAGGGUUAUCCACGUCGGAGCUCUAUAUCCCAUUAGAAUAUCAAUUGACAAUCAUGCCAUUACUCUUGUCGCUUCAGACGGAUACGAUUUCCAACCAGUGAAGGUAGAAUCUUUCAUCAUCAACCCAGGUGAAAGAUACGAUUUCAUCAUUAAUGCCAAUCAAGUCAUUGGAAAUUACUGGAUAAGAGCUGAAACCCUAGAAGUUAAUGCACAUAAAUCUGAGGCCGUUCUCCGCUACAAUGGUGCAGAUGUGUCUCAAUACCCUUUAACGACUAGGAAAAUAUGCACUCCUGUUGAGAGAUGUUUAGUUGUUAAUUGUCCUUUUACAACCUUCCCUGCUGACUAUUACACCGACUGUUUACGGUUUGAUCAUCUUCGGUCAGCUGCGGACAACGACCCUGCGCCCGAACCGACAUCUCUGGACACAUUUAAAGAACACUAUUUGAACUUUGCUCUUCCUGAUGAAGUUGCGUCAGUAAACGGAAGAGAGUUUAUGAAUCCCACAGUGUCUGCACUUACACAGCCAUUAGAGAUAACGUCCACAUGCGACAACGUAGACUGCGGCGAGGAAAAAACAUGCAAAUGUACAUUUUCACUUCCCACUACCCAUAACGAUGUAGUGCAACUUGUACUGAUGAAUAUGGGGGUAGGGACAGGUGACGCCCAUCCAGUUCACCUCCAUGGUUAUUCAUUUUACGUGCUGAAAAUGGGAUAUGCUACUUAUAAUAUGACUACCUCAAAGUUCAUAUCCCAAAACAAUGACAUCGAUUGUCGCGGAAGUGGGGACAUGACAACAAGGUUAUGUAACGACGCUUCAUGGAGAAAUCCUAGUUGGCUUGGAAAUAACGUCCCUGGAUUGAAUCUUAUCAAUCCUCCGCGAAAGGAUACACUGAUUAUACCUAGCGGUGGCUACGCUGUUAUCAGGAUCAAGGCUGAUAACCCAGGUGUAUGACUAUUUCAUUGUCACAUCCAAGUGCACGGAAUCUUCGGAAUGAGAAUGGUCCUCAAUAGCUCAUACAACAUGCAUCCAGCACCUCCAAAAUCAUUUCCUGUGUGCCGUGACUAUCCUUCUUCCUUUCGUGAAGACUUUGUUGACCAGCAUCAGAGUGGUGACCAGGAUCAGAGUACCCACAGUGUCAACAAAGUGAAACAAAUCGGCCCUGAUGAAAGUGGUUAUGGAAUGAAGACUUUUUGGAUAAUGUUCACAGUGAUGGGUAUUAUCAUCCUGCUUUUGAUUGCCUAUAUUCUGCACGUACGGAAGCAAGCCCAGCAUUUCAAGAAGAAGUUGGAAUCAUCUUCAGAACCAACAAAAAGCGGGAAAGAAAAUCCGUUCUUUUCAAAAAUUUGACAUUCUUUGUAAUUACUUUCAUGGGUAAACUCUUUCAAAUAAUGAAGUUGGUACACACAAUCUUUGUUAAUGUAUAGAAGGCACAAGUUUACAAUGCAGUAUUUAUUGCUGCCUCACUGUGACCGUGCAAACAACGAAUAUUAUCACAAUGCAACAAUUUUACACUGUACUGUUUAAAAAAUAACCAACGAUGUGUUUGUAUUUCUGUAGAAUAUAUAACGAGGGUGAGAAAAUGCUUGAAACAUAAUCAACAAGGACAGAUUGUCAAUAUAUUUCAAUAUAAUCAAUAUAUUUAAAAGACGAAUUGUGCAGUUAUAACUUUGAGUUAGACUUGUUAACGUCACGUGUCUGAAGUAUAAGACUUAUUUUGAAUAAUCUAAUAACAAUCUCGAUACCAAGGUAGCGAAGGAAAUAUUCAAGUUUGAAACAACUGUCUAAAACUGAAUUACGUUAUUAUCAGGAAUUAUUUCUAAUAUGAGGUUUUUGCAAGCUUUAAUUUCUGUCUAAAAUUUAUAAUUCAAGAUGUAGUGGAAUGUUUGUAUUGCUACAUUAACAUACUAACGAUACCAAGCAUAUCAGCCUUCUAAAUACGCCAAUAAUCACGUAUCAACGUUCAAUAAGCUCAAUGUAUUGCGUUGUGGUUAUAUCUCAGUUAUUUCCAUGAUGAGGUCUACCAAACCUUAUACAACAAGAACAUAAAUAAUGGAUGUUAAUGUCACUAUGGAAAUCCCCACACACCGUUUGUUUUUAUUUAUUUAUUUUAAAAAGACUCAUUUUAGCGUCAAAAAUAUUAAGAAAGGAAAGACAUAUUUGAACAUGAAUAUUUUAAUUAAAUUACAAUUUUACCAUUUACCAUAUUUAUCAACUGGGAAAUCGCUUUCGAUGUUAAAAUCAGGUGCAGACUUGCUAUUAUGAGUUAACUGCAGUAUGAAUAUGUGCAAAAGCUUGUUACAUAGUCGGGGAAAAUGAGAACAUAAACAAAAAUGUUAAUACAAUACUAACAAUGCCUAUAUAGAAUGAGUAUAACGACAAAAUAACCUUUUAAUGUAAUUGAUCCGUUUAUCGUAUAAAUUUGUUAAAUAUAGAAAUGAACAUAAUAAAUGACCUGAUGAAGGAUUGGAACUAAAAGGAAUUCUGUGUAAUGGUUGAAAUAAAAGGAUUUAAAAAACAAGUAUUAUGAGACAGUCAUGAGUAAUAAGACAAAUGUCAGAUUUUCACCAAAAUACAGCGGACAAGUACCCUUAUUUUCCUUCGAUUUGAAUAAUAAAAUCACCAAACGGAAUAAAUAUCAAACAUUUUAUUGUUUUCUAAUCAAGCGUAUGCCAAUGCGUAUAGUUUUGGACAAUAUAAAUGGGACUAAACAAGGAUAUAUGGGAUAACAUUUUGCAUUCUACCUUUAAAAGUAACUAAAACUUAAAAAUGUCUCGAUGGUUGAAAUUUAGAACGUUAUGCCUUUGAGUUAGGAUUACAGACAGCUCCUGUUUGUAUAACUUUUACUAGAUAAAGGGAGACAAUGAUGCACGAAUUCAUUGCGAAGUCAACAAUGUGUAGAUAUUAUAUCUAUUCUUUAAACAAGUUGUAAUAAUCUUCUGGAUCUAUUACCUUAUCAAAGUUUAAAAAAUGCAUACAGAUUUGGUAACGAAAUUAUACUUUCGAUUCAGACCAACAUAUACAAGAUGGAUAUAGUUCACACAAUAGUGUGAGCAAGAAAAUUACAAUUAAAAUGGUAACAUUUGAAAAUGUCGUAUGCUAAUAUAUCAUAUGUUCAUAUGUAAAUAAAAAGCGAAACAAUACAAAUAAAACUUGAUGAAAAUGAAACAAAACCAUGGAUAAUACUAUUGUAUAUAUAAAUCUGAUUAUCUGAAGAAUCUCCUGGAAAAGAUAAAAGCACUUAGUACGUUUUGUUGAGUUUUCUUCUUUUAAAAUGACUGGUAUUUUCUCGUCCGCAAGGAUCAUUUCACUACUGUUAUUAUAUAAUUAUAUCUAUAUCACAACUUAAUAUGGUGUUUAUAUUCAUGGUAGGUAUUGUUUUGGAGAUAACAUUUGAUUAUCCAUUUAUCGACACUAAAUUAACUGGUAUAAGCUUUUGACAAACCAAUAUUUCAAUUCGACUCCAAUGUAGCCAGGUAAGAUAUAAGUGUUAUGCAGGCUAUUCGACUUCUAUGUAGCCAGGUAAGAUAUAAGUGUUAUGCAGGCUAUUCGACUACGAUGUAGCCAGGUAAGAUGAAAGGGUUAUGCAGGCUAUUCGACUUCGAUGUAGCCAGGUACGAUUAAAUUGUUAUGAAGGCUAUGAGAGUGUGAUACAUGCUAUGGUCACGGAAAUAUAUAUAAGUAUGAGUUGUUUGAGUGUAUGCCUCAAGUUUUGUAAUCAUGGAGGAAAAACAUCUCCACCUCUAUAGAUAUAUGCAAACUAAGCUACCAAGCGAAGGUUAUAGGCAUGUCAUUUGGUUACAUAAUACUGUUAAUUAUGUUUACUAAUACCCAUAUACCUGAUUUGUAUGACAUGUUUGUGAAGUACAGCAAACGAACAAUAUAUUGAGAUUGAUUACAUUUUUUUCUCACACUUUUGCAGCUUUUUGACUCCCGUAGCGCUAAUAAAAUCUCCAAAAAUAAUUUAUAAUUUCGUAAUAAUAUUAAUUUCAUAUUCCUUUAAAUUACAAUCGAUAUGAUAUGUAUGCACAGUUUAUAACUUAAAGAGAGGGCAUUUACAGGAUUUGCCAAUUACACAAUCCUUAUUGUAUGCAAAAUAUGAACAAUAAAAUUUUCCAAAAUCGAGAUACCCAGGUAUGUAUGUGUGCUCUAUCAUAGUGAACGAAUGUUACUUAACUAAAUGCACCGAAAAUAUGGUUCGAAGCAUGUGAAAUAUGAAGUAUUGAUAAAAAGUAUCUUCCUUACUCCUUGCUCAGUUAACAAACUGAAAUUCAGCACAUACUUAUCCGUAUUUGUUUCUAUGCUUUAGCACUGGAUAAAUAAUUCAUAUAUUUUUUAUAAUUGAAUGAAAGUAUUUUAAAUGUUUGACUACGAUGGAUUUCAAGAAUGCAUAUAUUUGUCAUUGCGUUGUGGCCUGACUCCUGGUUCACAAAGGAUACACAAAUAAAACUUUUAAGUCAUUUCUUAUUUCAUUCAAGAU